Messenger RNA from Ictalurus furcatus (blue catfish), 2268 nucleotides. RefSeq names its product solute carrier family 27 member 2a (gene slc27a2a). NCBI's taxonomy places the organism in Eukaryota, Metazoa, Chordata, Actinopteri, Siluriformes, Ictaluridae. The transcript is spliced from 10 exons. The record is from RefSeq and is a predicted model, not a curated record. Gene Ontology annotation, molecular function: long-chain fatty acid transmembrane transporter activity; long-chain fatty acid-CoA ligase activity. Bases 122 to 1981 code for a protein of 619 amino acids.
AUGAAUCCUCUCCGCCCCUCGUGCACAUUGGAUAUUAAGUAACACCUCUGAUGUUCCAGAGGAAAGCAGUUCUCAGGUGUGGACGAGUUCAGCAGGACUCUGGGUCACGGGUCCAGUCAGCAUGUCUCUCUUGUACGCGGUGUGUGUGGUUUUGGUGGUGCUUCCUGUCGUCCUCCAGGUCUGUUGUCCGUAUGUAGUGCACGAUGUGCUGUAUGUCCUGAAGGGAAUCCGCGUGGCGAUGAGGAUGAGGAAGUUCCGCAGCUCCACUCCGUGCUACACCGUCCUGGACCGCUUCUUAGACGCGGUGAAGGAACAUCCCGAGAAAACGUUCCUGGUGUUUGAAGGUCGCUCCUACACGUACAGAGAGGCGGAUAAACUGGGCAGUAAAGCGGCGAGGGCUCUGCUCCAUCACAGCGAGCUGAAGGAAGGAGACACCGUGGCGCUGUUUCUCGGGAAUGAGCCGCACUUCAUCUGGCUUUGGCUCGGACUCUGGAAGCUGGGCUGCACCGCCGCGCUGCUCAACUCCAACAUCCGCGCCAGGUCCCUGCUCCACUGCUUCAGCUGCUGCGGGGCCAAACACCUCAUCGCUGGGGCAGAUUUACAGGAAGCAGUGGAGGAAGUACUUCCUGUAUUGAAGGAGCAGGAAGUGCGUGUCUUCCUGCUGGGUGAAAAUUGUGAGAAGAAUGGAAUCAUAAACCUCAGCGAGAAAAUCAAUGCUGCGAGCGACGAGCAACUACCGUGCUCACUUCGAACCAAAAUCACCAUGAAGAGCCCUGCACUCUACAUCUACACUUCAGGCACCACUGGUCUUCCAAAAGCAGCUGUGAUCAGCCAUGAGAGGGUGUGGCUGGCCUCCUUCCUACAGAGCAUGUCCGGCGUCCGUUCAGAUGAUAUUAUCUAUGUGUACCUGCCCCUGUACCACAGCUCUGGCUUCCUCAUGGGCCUGACGGGGGCAAUAGAGCGAGGAAGCACAGUGGUGUUGAGGAGGAAGUUCUCAGUGUCUCAGUUCUGGAACGACUGCAGGAAGUACAAUGUGACGGUGAUCCAGUAUAUCGGAGAGAUCAUGCGCUACCUCUGUAACACACCCAAGACGGACAGCGACCGCGUGCACAACGUGCGUCUUGCUUUCGGAAAUGGUAUCCGUGCCGACACAUGGGCGGAGUUUCUGCAGCGAUUCGGAGACGUGCGUAUCUGUGAAUGCUACGGUGCGACAGAAGGAAACGUUGGCUUUGUCAACUACCUCGGGAAAAUAGGUGCCGUCGGCCGGGCAAAUGCCAUCUUAAAGCGACUUUCACGUUACGCUUUGAUUAAAUACGACACCGAGAUGGGAGAACCAAUACGAGACUCCCGAGGAUUCUGUGUGGAGGUUUCUACUGGAGAAACAGGCCUGCUGGUGUGUAAGAUCACUAAAGUGGCUCCAUUUAGCGGCUAUGCUAACAACAAGCAGCAAACCGAACAAAAGAAGCUGAGGAACGUGUUUGAGCAGGGAGACUCGUACUUUAACACUGGAGACCUGAUGAAAGUUGACCAGCAGGGCUUCGUCUACUUCCAGGACCGCAUUGGAGACACGUUCAGGUGGAAGGGCGAGAAUGUUGCUACCACUGAAGUGGCUGAUAUUCUGAUCAUGUUGGACUUCAUCGAGGAGGCUAAUGUCUACGGAGUCAAAGUGCCAGGUCAUGAGGGCAGAAUCGGAAUGGCUGCUAUCAAGCUGAAGGAGGGACUGGACUUCGACAGCUCUGUAGCAUACAAGCACAUCGAGAGCUACCUGCCCAUGUACGCCAGGCCACGUUUCAUCCGGAUACAGGAGAUGCUAGACACCACAGGUACCUACAAACAGAUGAAGAUGAAACUGUCCGAGGAGGGAUUCGAUCCCGGAGCCAUUCAGGAUAAGCUGUACUUCCUGGACGACAGGAAGAAAACCUACGUGACCAUGACGGAGGACAUUUUUAACUCCAUAAGCAAUGGACAAUUGAGAUUAUAACACACACACACACACACACACACCUCUCAAUCAAGUGCCUUGAGAACCAGAGAUGUUUAUUAUUCAAACAUAGGACAUAAUUACAUGUAUAAUUUGUGUUUUGGGAGAUUAUACAUGAAGAAAAGGAAGAAGAAAAUGAUGUAGAUAUCUCUGUAAUACUAAAAACACCUUAUAGUUAUUUUUGUAUUAUUUGCUUUAUCAUUUUGAUAAUUAUGUAAAGAUUUCACCUGAAGCUGAUGUCAGUAUGGAAAGUUUAAUUAAAUGUGAUUUUAUUUUUUUUUUAAAAA